This is a messenger RNA of Coprinopsis cinerea okayama7#130, 456 nucleotides long. RefSeq lists its product as hypothetical. The record is from RefSeq and is a predicted model, not a curated record. The transcript has 3 exons. NCBI's taxonomy places the organism in Eukaryota, Fungi, Basidiomycota, Agaricomycetes, Agaricales, Psathyrellaceae. The coding region runs from base 1 to 456 and encodes 151 amino acids.
AUGACUUCCACCGCCCACGUACUCGAAUCUCUCGUAGACGCUAAUAUCAUGGAGGAGUUCGACGAAAUCCUCAACUGCGGCGCCGUUCCAGUCAUUGGCCUAAUGCCGAUUGCGUUAAUGACCAUUGGCGUUGUUUUGGUAUCCCUUCUGGUGUUCGUGGUGUUUGCGUUGUUGUCAAAGGGAAAGAGGAAGGUAAAGUGUACGGGGGCCUGUAAAAAACCACCUCUCGAGGCUGUCCCUGGGAGUCGCAUGUCGGUUGAGAUUAAAUUGACGGGUUUUGACGAGUUGAAGGAUGAGGUUACCAAGCUUCAGAAGCAAGUGGCUGAAGAAACUGAGGGGCGAGCACGCGACGCAAAGGACUCGCGCGACACCAUCCGUACUCUGGAGGAACGCCUGUUAAAGGCUGAAGGGAGAUUUCCUCGCUCCAAGAAACGUCUUCAAGGCAAAGAUCAAUGA